Jaminaea rosea is the source of this 1611-nucleotide messenger RNA. RefSeq lists its product as hypothetical. The transcript is spliced from 2 exons. Bases 68 to 1432 code for a protein of 454 amino acids. Lineage: Eukaryota; Fungi; Basidiomycota; Exobasidiomycetes; Microstromatales. The record is from RefSeq and is a predicted model, not a curated record.
GGCGCCAGGAGUCCAACCAACACUUCGACCUCCCCCGUAUGCUUGCAUUGUUUCCACGACGCAGACCAUGACCGCGACAGACCACGCCUCAUCAUCAUCAACAUCAUAUCCCCCGCAAAGGUCAAAGCCACCUCCUGGUCAAUUGCGCAGCUACCUCAUCAGCACAGAGACGGACGCAGUCAGGGACCUUCGCCUCCAGAUCACCCUCGACGAAGGCGGGGGCCACAGUCGUACAACGCCUCUGAAUCCUCCUCGCCCCCUCUACUUUCGUCAACGCACCCUCACACCUCGCGAUGAGAUCGUCGACCGCCUCGUAGAUGCUGCGACUGGCAAAGCUUCUUGGACGAUCCAUCGCCCGACUAGAGGAUGGUACCAGCAUAUACGCUCCCCGCUCCUCCCGCCUGGAGGAUCCAUCCCGCUUCGUCCUGCUCGACCUGACUUUGUCACGACCACGAUGGGCGUGCAAGAUCCAACCAGUACGCCUUUGACCUUUUCGCUCACUACAAGAGUGAAUGAGGCGGCACUACCUAAUUGCAAGGCGUGGAUCGACGAUGUACGCAAAGCAGAGGAGGCGGACAUGGGCGUCGGUCACCGGGACGAUCAAGAUCAAGCAGCAGCUGAAGACUUCACAGCAGUCGAUCUGAGUGGCAGUAGCGCAAACAUCGCUCGACGCAGUGUCUCUGGUAGCUCUAGGCAGUCAAGCAGCCAAUGGUCGCCAGGCCACGCAGCUCGCACUUCAUCGGUCUCAUCGACUCCGCAGCUUUCCCUCGACCCUGGUGCUGCUGGCGGCAACUCUCACGCUCGCCGGCGGUCCUCGAACAAGACACCAGCAGCCAGCCCGGACAUGCGCAGGAAACAGUCAAUACCAACGUUUGAGGGCGUACGAGAGGAAGAAGCGGGCGAAGAAGACGCGAAUCAGCAGGCAUGUACCAUCCCGCAGGCACCCUCCCCCGCCUCCACGACCGCUUCUGCAAAGCCAGCCCAGUGCUAUUUCCUUCUCCUCGACGGAGCUGCUCGUCUGCCUCCUCCGUCAACGAGCAGCGUCGCCUCCUCGCUCGCCCCAGGUCGCAUCUCGGAAGGCUCUCAACGGCUGGGUUGGGCACGUUGGGCAUGGAGCUUAAUGCCGGAGCCUCUACGUCCUCAAUUGGCUUUUGACACGACGAAGAGCUUCUCAGUGCGAUGGAUCGAGGUCGCGGCCGCUGUGGCCGCAAGCGGAGUCAACGGAUCUAACAGCGCUAGCAACGGUGCGAAGCCUGUGACGUCAGUUGAGGUAAUGAGAUACGAGGACGAAGGGUCAGGAUGGUCAUCGGUCUUCGAUGGUCGCACGAGGGGCAGAUUUGUCUUUCAAGAGGAAGCAGUCAAGGCACUGCGGAUCGAUCGAGCCUUUUGGAUGGCGGUGCGUGCAGGCGACGGCGACGGCGACGGCGACUAGAUGUGGCCCUCAUCGUUUCAUCUGACCUUCAAAUUCUCCUUGCCUCGCUGCGCAUACAGGUCGGUCUGGCCUACCUCGAAUUCCUAGAGGAGCGAGAUGGCUAUAACGCUGCCAGUGGAGGGUGAUGAUGACGAUACGAGGCCUCGGCGGGCAGAAUCCCGUUGCAUUUGCACAGCACC